AUGGCCGACAACUACGCUGAUGGGCAGUCUAAUGCCUCUGCUGGCUUGUCAAAGGCAGUCCGCAGAAAAUUGCUUGCCUUCGUCGGUUUUGCCAACCUUCCCAAUCAAGUGCACAGAAAGUCGGUCAGAAAGGGAUUCCAGUUUACCAUCAUGGUCGUCGGCGAAUCCGGACUCGGAAAGUCGACGCUCAUUAACACUCUCUUCAACACCACUCUCUAUGCACCGAAAGAGGUCCUCGCCCCAAGCGCCGAGCGUCCAAAGACGGUCGCCAUCCAAAGCAUCAGCGCAGAUAUCGAGGAGAAUGGCGUCCGACUCCGCCUCACCGUCGUUGAUACUCCCGGCUUUGGUGACUUCGUCAACAAUCACGAAAGCUGGAAGCCUAUUCUCGACAACAUCGAGUCGCGCUUCGACUCGUAUCUCGAGCAAGAGAACAGAGUCAACCGCCAAAAAAUUGUUGACAACCGUGUGCAUGCAUGCCUCUACUUCAUCCAGCCUACCGGCCACUCGUUGAAACCGAUCGACGUCGAAUUCAUGCGCCAGCUUCACACCAAGGUUAACCUCAUCCCCGUCAUUGCCAAAGCCGAUACCCUCACCGAUGAGGAGAUUCUCAAGUUCAAGCAGCGAAUCCUGAGCGACAUUGCUCACCACCAAAUCCACAUCUUCCAGGCUCCCAUCUACGAUAAUGACGAUGAGGAGACCAUUGCGGAGAAUGAGGAGAUUGCCUCGAAGAUUCCAUUCGCCGUCGUCGGCUCUGACAGGGAGGUCCGAACCGCAGAUGGCCGCUCAGUCCGUGGACGAUCAUACCCGUGGGGUGUCAUCGAGGUUGACAAUGAGGAGCAUUGCGACUUUGUCAAGCUCCGCCAAAUGCUUAUCCGCACCAACAUGGAGGAGCUCAGGGAGCACACCAACGAUGUCCUCUACGAGAACUGGCGAUCCGAGAAGCUCAUCAACAUGGGUGUCGUACAGGACCCAUCCGUCUUCAAGGAGAUCAACCCUGCUGCCAAACUCGCCGAAGAGCGCGCAAUUCACGAGGCCAAACUCGCCAAGAUGGAGGCAGAGAUGAAGAUGGUCUUCCAGCAAAAGGUUGCCGAAAAGGAAGCCAAGCUCAAGCAAAGCGAAGAAGAGCUCUACGCUCGUCACAGAGAAAUGAAGGAUGCGCUCGAAAAGCAACGCGCAGAGCUUGAGGACAAGAAGAGGAGGAUCGAGAGCGGCCGACCAUUGACGCCCGACAAGAAGAAGCCUUCGCGCUUCCUCCCUGGCCGAUAA
Molecule: messenger RNA, 1266 nt
Organism: Serendipita indica DSM 11827
Lineage: Eukaryota; Fungi; Basidiomycota; Agaricomycetes; Sebacinales; Serendipitaceae
Source: the annotation of a GenBank genome assembly